Dentiscutata erythropus is the source of this 750-nucleotide messenger RNA. The record is from the annotation of a GenBank genome assembly. NCBI's taxonomy places the organism in Eukaryota, Fungi, Glomeromycota, Glomeromycetes, Diversisporales, Gigasporaceae.
AUGACAAAUAUUACAAAUCUUGGCUUACGUAAUAUUACAAUGCCACAAGCACCAAUGGGAAAAUCUUUGCUACCUUUAAAAUAUAUGGCCUUUUCAUCUUCUCAGUUUUUUCCAGACAACCGUCAAGUGCGAUACCAGGAAAUCCAGGAAAUUGAUCAUAUGGGCUUUUCAUAUUUUCAGUCAUUUUUAGAGAACUAUCAAGGACAAGAUAAUCUAGGAGGAUAUCAAGUAAAUAAUCAUAUUACUUCUUUAGAGAAUCAACAAAAACGGUCCGAAGAAACUGAUAUUCACUCAGAGGCCCAUCAAGAAGGAUAUCAGCUUCUCUUAGAGGAUUAUAAUGAAAUAAUUGCCCACAAUGCCAAAUCCAUUUCCCUUCGCGAAAAAGAGUUUCUACUCAACGAAAGAGAGUCUCAGCUCAAUAAAAGAGAGUCUCGGCUUAACGAAAAAGAGUCUCAGCUUACUAAAAAAGAGUCUCAGCUCAAGGAAGAAGGAUCUCAGCAUAAGACAGCCAAUGCUUUCCUUGUUUACCUCAGGGACAUACUUGGCAACGAUUUCUUUCUUUACCACAACAAGUUUCUAGAAUCUUUACAAAACUCUUCGUCAUUUCUGGAAACGGAAGAAGGGAAAAGAAAAGCAGCUGCAUGUGAUAUCUGUCGUGGUCGGAAAAAAAGAUGUGUUGGAGAAGAUAGUGAAUUUAUUACUGUUGUUGCUGAUGAAAAUAGGAGAACAGUUUCAUUAUUUAGUUGUUAA